AUGUUUACAAUUAAUGCAACACUUGGCAUUGGUUGGGCGAGUUUAUCUUUUGGAUUUUUUGUCUUUAUUCGUUAUUUAAUACAACCAUUAACUUAUCUUCGACCAUCAAUAAAUAAGCAAACUCAUUCCGCAAUCUCAUCCCCAUAUAUUCGAACAUGUUUUACAUAUUCAGACGAAGAACGCUGGCAACGAUUAAAUUUAUUAAUUAGUUGGAUACAUGCGUUCAUAACCAGUGUACUCGUUCUGUAUAGCUUUUUGGUAUAUCCUGAAUUGUACAAUGAUUUUGUUACACAUGUAAAUUUGAUUACAUAUUUAACAUGUUCUUUAUCAUUUGGUUAUUUUUGUUAUGAUUUGUGCGAUAUUGUAUCCAAUAGGCGAGGAUCAGAUAUGUUUGAAAUUAUAUUGCAUCAUAUCGUUACAUUAAUAUUUUUCAGUUUAAACAUAAUGCGUGUAGUAAACGUUGGCUAUCAAAUGUUUGCAUUAUUAGCUGAAGUAAAUUCAAUAUUUUUACAUGCUAGAAAACUUUUUCAACUGUUUAAUAUUCCACGCGAGAACUUUUUCGUUCGAUUAAAUAUGAUUAUAAAUAUUUUAACAUUCUUUUUAUGUCGGUUGUGAAUGCAUCAAACCUCAACAAUGGGUCGUGGAUUCAAUCGCCAAUCCUUUCAUCGGCAACCAUUAUCGAACUUGAGACAAACUCAUGAAGCUACAUCGAAUCCACAAGAUCAAGGUCAAAAAUUGGACUCUGGUAUUUCAACGAGCCCAUCCAACGCAAAGUCAAAACAGUUAUUAUUUCGGUCAUCAAGCCAAGAACCAAAAUCUUCAAUUGAUACUAUUCAGUCAAAAGCCUCAGUAAAAGAAACCAAUUCGCAUUCAAAUAGUGCUUUAUAUAAUUAUGUUCAACGAGAAAGAAAAGCUCAUACAAUGGCUCCUCUAACUCGAAUAUCAGGACCAAGUUCUUCUGUAAAAGCAAGUAUGUUUGCAAAUAUUACUGCUCCAAGUGAUUCUCAAGCAAUGAAAUCAUCUAUUUUAACACAAGCAACAGCUAGCACAGUAGCUGAUUCUCAUGUUCAGUCAGUUGUGGAAACAAAUGGUAACGUUACUGACGAUAACUAUGAAAAUGAAGAAGAAGAAGAAGAUGAUGAUGAUGAUGAAGAUCCCAUUAUUGUGACAGUUCGCUAUGACCCAGAAGCUGGUGCACUACCACCUGAAGACGCUAUUCGACAAGCUGUUAACAAUAAAUUAAAAGGGCAAUCUGAUAAAAAAAAGAUUAAUGACCCGAUAAUAUUUGACUUUAUCAACCACGGUGCUAGACCUCAAAUUUCACAGCAACCAAUUAGACCCGAACAUGCAUAUUUUAGUCAUCCCAAUCUAAGCACUGAGCCACCCAUCAAUCAUCCACAGCUUCGUCUUCCUGUUUCUUCACAACGAAAAUCACAAGAACAAAACUUACAAUUAUUUCAACAACAGAGACAGCAACAAUCCUUACAACGACAACAGCAUGAACGGCAACUACAGCUAGAACAGCAGCAAAAAAAUCAGCUACAAUUACAGCGACAGCACGAAUGGCAACUAAAACAACAUCAACAAGAACGGGAACUGCAAUUGCAACGACAGCAGCAGCAACAGCAACAACAACAACUUCAAUUAGAGCAACAUCAACGGCAAGAUGAAAGAAAAUUUCAAUUAGAACAACAAGAAUGGGAACUGAAACUACAACGACAGGAACAACAGCAGAAACUACGAAUAGAGCAACAGCAACGGGAACAACAGCAGAGACUACAGAUAGAGCAACAGCAACGGGAACAAGCACGCAAAUAUCAACUAGAACAACAGCAACGGGAAAAAGAACGCAAAUUUCAACUAGAACAACAGCAACGGGAACAAGAGCGCAAAUCUCAACUAGAACAACACCAAAAAUGGGAACUUCAACUGCAACGGCAACAACAGCAGCAGCAGCAAUUCCAAAGACAAAGACAGGAGCAAUUGCAACGACUACGACAAGAACUUUUAGAACAGCAACAAAAGGAAAAGCAACAAUUACAACAAUUCUUACAGCAACAGAAACAGCGAAAGCAACAGCAACAACAAGUACAGGUAGACGAGCAACAAAUAUACCAGCAGAAGUAUCGACAACUAUCACAACAGCAAAAUCGGCAAGAAUUCUAUCAACAAGAAUUCUAUCAACAAAAACAGCUGCAUCCUUCUCUUCCACCUGUGGGACCACGACCAUCGCGGCCUAAUCCUUCUGUCCGACCUGCUUUCGUUAAUCGAUCGUCUUCGUUGUUUUUGCAAAACAAUAACAUUCAUCCUAUACAACCAAUUCCAAUUAUGCCGACUUCAUUCAGAAAUUCUGAACAAAAUUCAAAUAUUGUUGUAAGACCGUCACCUUAUCGAAUUAUAAGCGUAUCACAACCAAACAGUCCUGUACCAACAGGUGCUAAUAUAUUCAAAAAUUAUGGCCGUAAAUACACACCAAGCCUAUUCAUACCAAUUAGUUCCGAUAUAACUACUCAGCAACAACCAAUACCUAUUAGUAAUGCUAAUACUCAAAAUGUUCGACCGCAUCUACUAGAAAGACCGCAUACUGCGCCUGGUUCUACCGAUAUGUUUAGACCGCUAUCAGCAUUAGACACACCCGAAUUGAGCCAGGAUAGUCUUCGUAUUAUGCUAAAUCAAAUCCCUAGCUUACGUGGUUCUCGGUUUCAUAUCGAGUAUACAGAGUCAAAUUCACCUGAUGGUUAUCCGAUUCCAUUACAAAAUAAUGAUCCUAAUAGACAAUAUCCUGUACCAGAUAUUGUCGAUCAACUGCCAAGCAAUAUUAUACAACAUGUGAGAAGUAGCGAUAAUCUUGCACUAAAAGCAGCAUUAGGUUCAGCUUUACAAUCAGAAACAGAUGCCAAACGUACCUAUCAAUCGCAACCAGCCAUUUCAACGUUUAAUGGGAAAUCAUCAACAAUAUUACGUCACACGGCUCGAUCUAAACAUAGAGUGCAAAAUUUUCGGUCGCAUACAUCUAGCAGCUCAGAUAGCAAUAGCAAAGCAAAUUUAUCUGAAGCAGAAACUGAUAUGGAAGAAAAAGAUACGGUUCUAUAA
Rotaria socialis is the source of this 3093-nucleotide messenger RNA. The record is from the annotation of a GenBank genome assembly. NCBI's taxonomy places the organism in Eukaryota, Metazoa, Rotifera, Eurotatoria, Philodinida, Philodinidae.